This is a messenger RNA of Parathielavia appendiculata, 1934 nucleotides long. RefSeq lists its product as uncharacterized. The coding region runs from base 248 to 1753 and encodes 501 amino acids. The transcript has 4 exons. The record is from RefSeq and is a predicted model, not a curated record. Lineage: Eukaryota; Fungi; Ascomycota; Sordariomycetes; Sordariales; Chaetomiaceae.
UCAAGUCGGGUGACGGGAUUAGCUCCGUUGAGCACCCAAAAGUGUCAAAUCUCAACUUUUAAGCUUUUCCGUCGUUUCCCGGGUCCCGGGCUAAGCGCGUCGCCAACCAUAUCUCCAGGCGCCCCUCCAGCCGACCAGGCAUCAUUCCGGAUCUUCUAUUCACCUUGCAUCUUCUUGAGUAACGACGUUCGAGCACAGCAACCUAAGGCUCUUCAACUGGAAAAGGAGUUUGUCAUCGAACAAAGUUAUGUCUGGAGGAUGGUCGUGUGUCGUACGCUUCGCGUGCCACUUACCCAUGGGCAUGAUUGGCUUCAGCGGCCGUGGCGUAUAUGACGCCGUUAAAGACUUGGACGCCCUUGGAAUCUACGAUGUGAUUCCAGGCGGGCGGAUGUUCUUGUCGGGCCUGCAGAUGUACGCGACUUGGGGAAUAUUUGCGUUCGCAUGGAACUUCGUCAUGUUCAUGGGGUGUAUGGCGUGCUACUCGUGGCUCUGCUUGCUUCUCGGAGUCGUUGAUUCCAUGAUCGCCAGCUCCCUUCUCGUCAGUGCCGUCAAGCAAGCGCAGUUCCUCCCGCGGACUUACAGCAGUUGCGACUACGCGACCGACUGGGGCAACGGGACGGACGGCCGCAACUUUUUCCUCGCUGCCAACGAGACUACAUUCAGCAACUACGGGGGGCCGAAGAACUUAUGUCACAGCAUGGUCGAGCUUUGGGCCAUUACCGUCUCCAUGGGUGUCCUCUACAUGCUGACUGGGGUUAUCAACAUUCUCAUCGGCUUGGUACAGGCUUACGACUGCCAUCAUCGCAACGGGUCCACGUAUUACAGCGGCUACACGACCUACGACACAACAGUCAACAACAGAUCGUCACGUUGGGCUGGCCUCGGCAGGUUUGCUCUUUGGAUCCUGACACCGGUUCUCUGGAUCUUGGACCAGCCCUUGGCAGCCUGCCGGUUCGUUUUGCGAUACACGCGCAAGGCACUUGCCGCUAAGAGGAAAGACAGAAGGGACGGCAAAUCCCUUCAGCACCGAAAUCAGCGCCCAGGAAAGUUUCCCGCCGAGAACGAGCCUGACACUGAUCAUAAGCUUAUGCCAAUACUACCGUAUGAGCUUCUCAUCAAGGUCUCGGCGGACAUCCACUACGUAGAUCUGAUCAGCGCCAGCCGUUCCUCCAAGAGGCUGCGGAUCGGUUUGUUUGGUGCUGGCGGCCCCAAUCCAAGUCAGCUAGAGGACCUCCGACGGUUCUCCUGCCAGGGAAACACAAAACGCAGCUGCGAGCUCUGCGGCAUUCAAACAUGUCCACAUUGUCAAACACUAGUAGCAAUGGCACCGUCUCUAGCGUCCCAGCAUCUCAAGCAUUGCCAACCGCAGUGCUCGAAGUGUUUCUACGACACGUACUGCCGCUGGUGGGGACUGCAAGGCCAGCGCUUGGCGAAGCACAAAGAGACGUGUGGGCUCAAGGAGCAGCGGACCGACGUCGAGAUGGCCUUGACAGCAGGCGUGUCGGCACCGGACACCAAGACCCUGUGCCGAAUGUGCGCCUCGAUGACGCCUGCAGAACGCAGGCGAGCCUUCGAGGCGAAGGACGAAAGGGAGCUCGACCGGAUGGAAAGGCACCCACUCGUUUGCUCCAAGUGCAAGGGUAUGCUCUCGGCAAGGGCUAUGAGAUGGUGGAUCUGCGGGCAGUGCCUUACGGAGUGCCCUUCACACAUGCACCCGGCAUGGGCCGACGGGAAUCCGCCUUGGCCGCUGUAAACAGCUUUGUCUCCAUACUAUGAUCACCAAUGACUUAUCCGCUGGUGAAGCCCUGAGCUUCAUGUUGCUAUGGCUUUAACCCUACUAGUGUCUCUGCACUGCUGCGCGAGCCGCACUGCAGAAGGAAGGAAUGGAGAGAGUGAUGUCGAUGUACGUUGGGUAUUUGUGCGUCAUGUGGGAG